Molecule: messenger RNA, 9711 nt
Organism: Folsomia candida
Lineage: Eukaryota; Metazoa; Arthropoda; Collembola; Entomobryomorpha; Isotomidae
Exons: 19
Coding region: 316-9054 (2912 amino acids)
Cellular component (GO): nucleus
Source: RefSeq, a predicted model, not a curated record
GGUCACUGCCCACACUCAUACGACAGCGACACCUACAGGUUAGUUGGGAAGAGAGAAACGUUAACUCAUGCCGAAACGUGUGGUUGGUGUGACGUUGGUCAAGAUUUGUUUAGUCGAGGUCGAGACUUGGUCUUUAGUGGGUCAAGAAUUGAAGCUAAAACGAUAUUUUCCGGUUUUUGAAAAUUUCCGAGAGUACUACGUUUGUUCCUGUCCAGUGGGUCGUCUUCAUAGUCUGCUGUGAGAUGACUAACUAAGUUCAAAACCGAAGAGGGAAUACUACGCUGAGAGAGUUUCCCGUCAGAAUCGCCGUUCACCAUGGAGCGGUCAAAAUUUGAUACUCCCUUCACUCGCAGGGAUAGGAGUAAUACAGACUAUCGCGAAGAUGGGAGAACGGUGGACUUGUUUCUAAAGUUUCGCCAAUUGCGACCGUAUUUGCUAUCCCGGUUGAAAAAGAUAAAGAGGGAACGUAAGGAGUGGGAUUAUCGUGAGGAGGUGGAGGACAUGAAGUAUUUACUUUCCGUUAUGGCAAAUAUGUCUGCAGAUGAGAAUCAUGGUGCUCCCGCGUUGCAAAGAUUCAUCGAUAGAAUUCAUGAAAUGAUUCGAAAAAAUCCGAUCUCAGAGAUAUCCACCGUUACGAUUGAAAGUGAUCACGAGGAUGACUCAGAAACGGCCGCACCACGUAGUCCAUCUCCAACGGAGAUAUGUUACGAAUCAUUUUCCGGCCCCCUUCCCACCGCUCGGACCAUUCCACUCGAACGAGACGCUGACCGAAACACCUUCUUUGAGUCGAUGGAAACAUCUACGCCGAAACCAUCGUCCCGCAAUCCUUGGGGAACCCCGGGUGGGGACUACUCCUCGCGUGGGUGCGCUGUUCCUAGUCAAGACAUUGAUAUGCGGAGUGCUUCAUCCUCAUCUUCAUAUUCAGUGGGGCGCGGACAUGGUGUUGCAAACCAGUGGUCUGACAGUGCUGGUAAUGGUAGCAGUUUUCGACCUUUCGGCCGUGGCUCUGGCAAAGCGUACGAACCAAUGAUACGACCCCCUAUGACCCGCGAGCAAAAAUCGCUCGACGAUUGGGAGAACGAUGACGACGAUGAAGAUUUCUCCCGCCGUGAUGGAAACUAUUCCUUUGGUCGUGGAGACAGUAAUAAUGGUGGCAGUUUCAGUGAUAAAAGUAACAACAAUGACGAACCGUGGCGUGGGGAUGCGUUUGCUAGUUUCAAUCGUGAUGUGAAUAGUGGACGAUCAGACUUUUCGAGAGAGUAUAAUCAUCAAAGUCCAUAUGUGAGACCGAAUUCCCGCGGGGGAGGAGGAGGGAGAGAAGAGAUGUACGACAGACGCCUGCCGAAAGAAUUCCUCCCAAAAGGACCACGGUCAAACAAUUCGUACAAUAAUGUGGACAAAGGUGGUUCGGUUAGGAUUGAUUACAAACACGGAGCAAAGGUGGAUGAGGCCGCAGUAGCAUCAACAUCCCCUUGGAUUACUAGUGUGAAAAAUAAUCCUACUAGUGUUCCAUACCAACAAUCCACCUUUGACCCCAACAUCGCCGCCGCAGCCGCCGCCUUCGCCUAUUCUCAGCAACAGAAUAUCCAAGCUAUGGCUUCACAACAGCAACAGAAUAUCCAAGCUAUGGCUUCACAACAGCAACAGAAUAUCCAAGCUAUGGCUUCACAACAGCAACAGAAUAUCCAAGCUAUGACUCCACAACAACACAUACAACAACAAAUGUACCUCAGUCAACAACAACAGCCCCUCCUCAAAAAUCCUAACCUCUACCAGAAUCCCGCUCUCAUGGCGGUCAACAUGCAAGCCUUGAACAUGAAUGCACGUGGGGUUAAUCCGGCGAACGUUCCUCGUUUUCAACCACCUCUCCUCGCAAGUCCUCCCAGUGCUGGAUUCGUUCGCUCUGCUACACCGCUGCCGCCUCCGCCCUCCUUCAACAAUUAUGCUAAUCAUGCCUCACCACCGCCACCUGCUGCAGCUCCUCCCCCUACAGCUUCCCACCACCCCUCCACAAGUGACGACAUGCCAUCGAGUGAGCAACUCAAGGAGAUCUUUCGGCAUAAAGCAAAGCAAAGUUUUUCUCGCGGACCGAAGGAAAUUCCGUUAUCUCGUCCUCCUCUUGGGCUAUCCCAGUCUCAAAGUGCCGUUCCACCACCACAAAAAUCUCCAUCUCAGGGGCUGCUCGCCACCAAUCAAAUGUUAUCCGAUCGAAACCCACGACUCCAACACAAAUCAAGUAGUAGCAGUAGUGCUAAGCCGUCAUCUUCAUCCUCAUCUUCUUCUCGCCACGAUCGGUCAACUAGUCAAAGUGGUGGCGACAAGGAUUCGUCCGAGCAUCAUGACUUGGAUCCGCGACGUAACAGGGACCGAGAUUCAGACCGCUACGAUAAGCGUCAUCACGACAAGCACCACCAUUCUUCGGACCGUCACCAUCACCGAUCAGAUCGACACCACCACAGUGACAAAUCAUCGUCUCGAGAUGACAGGAAAGAUCGGAGUAGAUUUUCCUCUCCUGUCGCUUCCUCGUCCGCUGAGCGAGACAAGCAAAAGGACAAAGAUAAGGAUAAAGAUCGUGUCAUGCGUAUCAACAUUGAUGAACCCGUCCUCCAAACUCCGAACAGCCGCUUGGACGAUAUUAGAAACCGAGUAAAAGAAAAACUCCCCAUCGACGUGACCCGACCGGGCUCAAAAUUGCAACAAAUCCGCCAGCAGGUGGAGAAGGAGCGAUUCCACGCCCUCGGGAGACCCGGCGUAACAAAAAAACCGUCCAGCUUUGAUGAAGCGAUCGUCGUCCCGGUCGACGUCGUUGCGCGUCAUACUGUGUCAAAACCUCAGAGUAAAAGUAGUAAGGAUAUUUCCAAAGAGACUGACGUUUCAGGAGCAGGAGGAUCUCAAAAGAAUAAAGAUAAGACGACCACCACGCCAGUACAAAAAGAUAAGGCAAAUGUGACUAAAGAUAAAUCCAAUCGUGGUAAGAAAUCCGCACAUCACAUUUCCCCCUUGGACAGUGAUGCGAAAUCGAAUAGAAAUGCCAAUCUUAAGGACAAAGAGCGAGGAAACAAGAUGAGUGUCACCAAGAAAAGGUUGUCGUCCACGUCGAGGUUAUCUAAGUCAAAAAAGAAUCAGGGUGCUGAAACCUCAGAGGUUGAGGCUGCUCCCAAAAAACCUCCCGUGUUCCGAAUCCCAAAAAUAAAACGUCCCACACCACCACGGAGUCCAUCCCCUCCGCCGAGAGAUCCAACUCCCCCACCACCAACGCCAUCACCGUCACCUCCACCACCAGCACUAUCGCCUCCACCACCAGCACCACCCGCUGAACAAGAAUCUCAUCCCACAGAAGAAGAAAGUGCAUUCGCGACGGAAAAGUUACGGAAACUCGUGACGGACGAUUUCAUUAAACAGUUCGUCCUCUCGGAGAUGGAUGGACAGGAGGCAAAUGGGAUUUUGAAUGAUCCGUCCGUCUUCGCAAUAGUCAAGGAGCGACUGAAAGAUCAGAUAAAAAAUAUUCUCAAAAAUAAGCCCGUUGCUGGGGAUGAUGCGGCCGUGGAGGAAACGACGACUAGUUCCGAGGCUGGACCUGAUAGUGCUGAGCGUGGAGGACAUCAGUCGAGGAGCACGACGAGGAAGAAAAAUUCCAAGAGGAGGUCGUCCCUUGAGAAGUUACAUGAUGCUCUAAAAGAGAUGAGGUUCGACACUAUGAUGCCACUUGGGCCAAGGCGAUGCACGCUCGGCUCCAACGACGACGCAGAAUCCGCUGGAGUGAACAGUACGACAGAUUCACCCUCCAAGCCAAGCGACACCACCAAAAAGAGUUCACCUACCGCAGCCAAAGCGAGUAACAGCGAGCUUGCCAAGCCUGUCCCCCAGAAGGCAAAAUCUUCCCCUCCGAAAAAGUUAAAUGUCGAGUCGAACGGUGACAAUGAAGUGGCAGAGCCAACACCAGCCACAACGACCCCACCCAAGAAAGGAGGUACUAAAAGAAAGCGACCCGCCUCCAAGGCGAGGGCAAACAAGAGGAAGAAAGGUCCCGUCACACGAGCUCAAGCUGCGGUAAAGUCAGCCAUCAAAAUCCAGCAAAAAGAUAAACCUAGCAAAGUGGGGAAGAAGAAAUUGGCGGAGGCGGCUGCAACAGAAAAACCAUCCGCUCUCUCCGACGUUGCUCGCAUCACACGAAGUAUGAAAAAUCGUGGUGGAAAUAUCCGCGUUAAGGUCAAAGUCGAACCAGAAUUGGUGAAACAAGAGCCGAUCGAUGACACUGCGGAAGACGACAACUCAUUCACCCGGGAUCCAGAACCUGUCCAUCAACAAGACGAAGAAAGCCAGAGUCAUCAGCCACCCAGUAUUUCUAAUGAAACUUCCAACUCCUCCACUCGGCUCUCUACACUGACCAUGCCCCUCCCCUCGUUCGAUGACGAUGACGAUGAUGACAUGAUCGACUUUAGUGACGCCAUGUCUGUGGAUAUUGACAUUAAAGACGAGCCGGAAGACUAUAGUCUGAUCGAUGAUGACGGUUCGCUUCACAUGACUGUAAACAACGUCAUCUUGGAUGACACCCCACCCCAAAAUAAUUUCGAAAUUCCGGACACAAACUAUGACGAAGAUCUCACGGACAUUCUCAAGGACGUGCCAACCUUUAAGACAUCUUUUCCCGAAGAUGAGGAAGACAUUGUCACCAGUUUCACUGGUCUAAUUAGUGGAACCAGUACAAAAAUAAGCGAUAUUUUCGACAAGCUCGACCCCGGAAGUCAAGAAAGUAGCUUACCAUCCCGUCCCGACUCUGCCGACAUACAGAAAGAGUGCUUCGCCGUCGUGGAUUUUCUCAUCAAUCAAGUCGAUGAGGCCGAAACGGCAGAACAAGAGGCCAAUCAAGACCAUCACGAGGAGGACAAUUCCACCAAAUUUCCCGGACACGGCUCCGACUACAGUUGUUACUCUAGUGAUGACGAAGGCGGUUCUUCUACCGACUCCGUGGAGGAAGAACCAAACGACUUUUUCCAAUUUUGUGACGACUACCCAGAUCAGGACGCACCCAAAACUGACACAGAGACUCAAGACUCGAAGGAUCCUAUGUCACACCUCCCAGCACUAAAACCUAACCCGUUCCUCCACUGGGGCCAACCCCAACCCGACGCUCUUCCUCGCUCUCCAACUAUGGCAUACCUUAUCAAUAGGCCGAAUAGGAGAGUGGGGCCAGCGUUAAAAAUCAACAUGACGAAAUUGAGGAAAAACAUUUGGACAAAGAUGCCACCCGUCCAGGUGGAGCGUAAAAUCAAGACGGAGGAUGGUUUUGGUGUCAAGAUUGAACCCGGCUUUGACGGACUGAGCCCAAUGGACGUGGAUUCAUCAGACUCGGACAACCCAGGUCCACGCUCCCCCAUUCUGAAACGCGAUCCUUUCAUUUCAAAAAUUGAGUUGCAAAAGUUGGAAGACACGAACAAACGAACGUCAAUUGACAUACCAAUUUACCUCCCGGGAUGUGACCCUUACGCGGGCGAGGAGGGGCGAAUCACCAAUUUGAGAGGCCAUGCUCUCUAUGUAUGUCCCAACCAGCCGUGUUCCUUUAAAGCACCUAACGCCGCCCUGUUCAAGGACCACAUGCCAACCUGCCCCCACGCGAUCGAUCUCAAGUCCAUGGGCUGCCCCCAUUGCAAAAAACGGGUCAAAGCCAUCGUGAAUUUAUUGGAGCAUUUGAAAACACAUGGGCAACAGAAGCAAGUUUGCUCCUUGUGUACUUUCAAGACCUGGGCGACCUCCGAACUCACGCGGCACAUGAAGGCAUUCCAUAAAGUAUUUAACUAUAAAGUUGAAAGAUUUGAGACAACGGAUCCUGAAGACGACGCUGAAAUGGUCAUGUUUCCGAAAGAUGUGAUUGCCAGGAUGUCAACGGUUCAACAGCUUAGGGAUUCCUACGCCUGCUAUGCGGAUCGCAUCGUGUUCGGGCCAAAUGAAAUAGAUAAAGUUCCAAUUCGUCAAAUUUUCCAUACGCUCGCUUACUGCUCAUUGUGCACUUAUGCGUCUAAAGUCCGAGUGAAUUUCAUCCGUCACUUGGAAGCUCACAAAAAGGCAGAUACCAAACCCGAAGUUAUCAUUCCAGUUACCGACCCAGUGAAUCCAGUCCCGUGCUUGGAGAGGAAGGAACUCAUGUUCGACAAAAUGACCAACUGGGCUGGGAGUUCUCAUGAGAAUAAGACUGGCAACACCAAUAGUGACAGCUCAACCGUUCCCCAGUUCGUUUUGGAACAAUUUCGCUAUGUGUGCAACGUCAAAGGCUGCGAGCAGAUUACGGUGGACGAGUACAUGUUGCGCACCCAUAUUCGUACGUUGCACCCUGAAGUGGAGAAUUAUGAUUGUCCCCACUGCGCAAAACACGAGGCAACAAGAAACGACAAACGAAAUUCUGUCCCGGUUGAUAAGUUGGGUCCUCAUUUGAAGCUUCACGGCCCUAAAUUGUACAGAUGCGCGUACUGUGAUAUGAUCCACACGCAAUUGCCCUUAAUGGAGAAGCAUAUCCCCGAAAAACAUCCCGAGAGGAAACCGAUUCAUUACCUGAUCCGAAAUUUGGAUAAUGAUGGCAAUCAGGCCAACAGACGGAACUCGAGCGACGAAUCCGCUCCCAUGGACAAGUGGCGAUGUACGCUGUGUGCAGCAAAGCAAUUGUUCCCCUCUUACAACGAGGUGAAGAGUCACUGCGUGACAGCGCACAAGAUAAGAUGCCAAUUUAUGUGCUUUGAGUGCAAGUACGCCACGGAUAGUGACGUCGCGGUUAUGAACCAUAUAACAGAGGAUUGUAAGGGUGAAGAUGAUGAUCCAACUUCGGAGAGUGACUUAGAAGAAAGCGACAUUGAUCCCGAGGAGACUGAGGCUGAACGAGAACAGAGACUGAAGGAAAAAGAGGAAGAAAAGGUGAAGAAGGAGGAAAGAGCUAAAAUCAGGGCAGAAAAGAAAGCGAAAAAGAUCGUGGUGGAGGGGAGAAUUCUCAUCAUGUGGUACAGGAGCGAAUUUGACUCCAAACAAGAAAAUAUCAUCCACGGCCCCCUUUGGAAACGAACCUUGAACGUAAAACACAUCCGUGGAAUAUUUUUGGAAUAUGGGAAGGAACGACUUCCCAAAAUGAGUUCUUCCUUGAUGCUCCAAUCUCGUGAGAAGAUUGCUGCCCCUGUUAUUGGAAAGACAACCCGACGGCCCUAUAAGGCACCUCCUAAGGUGGAUAAGAUGCCAGCUCCAGAGGCGACAGCGAAACUUUUCAUCUGUCCAAAGUGCAACUUAUUCAAGACAAAGAGUGCGGCGAAUAUGAGAGUUCAUCUCUACAAUGAGCUGGGUUAUCAGAGAUACCGUUGUAAUAAGUGCAACGUCAAGUUUGUGACUGAGAGUUCUUUAAAAGGUCACCUCGUCGGAGAUCAUGGCACUUCUUUGGAUGAAAACUGCUACGAGUUGUUGCCAGUCGACUCAGAAAUCGAAUCUUUCAUCAUCGCAUACUUCACGUCAAUAGAAGAAAAGGAAGUACAGAGUGAGGGCAUAACUUCUAGUUCUGAUCUAUCCCCCACCAACAAACAGCCCACCUUCAUGUGCAAACAUUGUGGUCAAGAGUGUCAGAAUGCACAUAAUUUGAAAACACACGUGCUCGCGAAACAUAUUGCAAGUGAUCGAUAUCAAUGUGGACAUUGCGGCACUACGUUCUGGAAUCAAGCCCUGGUUCGAAACCAUCAUUCGCGCGCCCACCAAGGCCUGGAAUACUUACUCGAGGAGAAAUUUGUGCUAGAUCUCACCCCAGAAUUUUGGUCGUCCGAGUACGGUCUUCCCAUCGGUCUGGCGUCGAAAAAAUCCACAUUAUCACCGAUGAAGCGCGCCUCAGUUAGUGAUGACAUGUUUAUGCCCUCCUCAAGUACUUCCUCUGAUCUAACACUCGGCUCGCGAAUGCCCGUCCUUGAUAUGCACGACGACGACGACCCACUCUUGUUUGGCUUUGCGGAUAUGGAUCCCUCAAUCAUUGACGAUUCGCGACUAGCCGAAAAUGGGUCGAAUCUGGAGGACUCUUUCCUCCUCCAACUUCUCGAGGAGGAUACAAAAGGCAGCGGCGGUGACGAGUUGACCUUAAAUCGCACCGGGAACAGCGCUUACAAUCCAAAUGCGCUUGCCUACAAAUGUUUCCACUGUGGGGAAAACUCCCUUAGCGUUCGUGGAGCUCGUGGUCACUGGGAAAAAGUGCACUCUGCACGUCUCGAGGAGCGUUGCAACUAUUACGAGUAUCGAGCCUUCAAUUCGCUGAACCAACUCCCACCCUGUAUUCAGCUAACCUGCUCCCUCUGCGAGUACACGGUCUCUGCACUCUCGCUCAUGAAAGACCAUCACGAGACUGUUCAUCCCACCCAACCAUAUCGGAUGAAGCGCAAGCUCCGUACCGGCCACAUGAUGUUCGAGUGCGGCAUCUGUUUCCAUGAGUGCUAUAUGAAGGAACAGGUUCUCGAACACAUUGCAGCAGUCCACCCAUCUAUCCGAGAACCCACCUACGUAACGACCGACCUGCGCGAAAAGUCGUCCGAGAAUGAAGAACCACUUACCGGAAAGCUUGUUGAGGACAGGGUCCGCUAUGGGUGCAACUAUCCCCCCUGCCAACUUGACUUUGAAACCCGCAGUGCCAGUCAUGCCCACGAAGUUGCUUUUAACCACAAUCCCACAAGCAAAAAAGUGAACAUCAAAUAUGUUCGGUUCGUCAUCAAUGCAACGAUCCGUAUCCCUGUCGCUGAUGGGAUCAGAUCCGCCAACGUCGAGGCGACCAAGACGGUUUUCAAAUGUCCGAACUGUCCCUACCAAGCGGACGAGAGGCAGAAACUGGUAACUGAACAUUUAGGCGAGCACGUCCACACCUACACAUGUCCCGUAUGUAGUCGAUCAUUUCAAACCUAUUUGGACACCAAGUUCCACAUCCGGUUCCAACAUUCUGACCCGAGUGGGAGUCCUCUCAUCAAUCCCAACAUGCUCAAUGCUCGCGCAUCCCUGGAAGAAUCCAUCAUUCAGGUCAAGAUCGUCUUGCCGGAUGAAAAGAAUGGAGAAUAAUUUAUCAAGUGUUAUCAGAAUAAUUACUUAAACGUCAAUUAUAAUUAUCUCACCGAAUCUUCGUCGUCUUGUCACCACCUCACGCAGUGUGAACAAUAUGAGUCUGAUAUAAUAAUAAUAUGUAGUUAAUCUGUAUGUAUUUUAUAGUAUAGUUAACUUCUAUGUAAAGUAUCCUCAUUUAAUGAAAUGAAUUGAAAAACUUGUAAUAAUUUAAGGAAGUGUUAUUUUAUUUAAGAACUACUUAAUUAAUUGGUCGCGUAUUCCUCUUUAAUGCUUUGGAAUAACUGUUUUUGUUGAUGAGACGAGAACGUUGUUUGUCGUUUUCGUGUCUUGUUAUAAGGUAUACACAAACACAAAAUUAAUAAUAGUAGUUAAUUAAUCAGUCUGUUGAGAAGUAUUUUAUGAUUAUAACUUCUUCCUUGUUGUUCGCACUAAUUUUUUGUACGUCUCGCUAAAAAAGUAAAGAAACCUUGAUUAUUAAAUGUAGGGGUGGCCGAAUGCGGAACGCAUCAAAUCGAAAUUAUAUUUAAUAUUGUUAAUGAAUGGUCACAAUGUUGAGGGGAAAUAAGACUAAAAAAAACACAGUACGAAGAAUCAUUAAGUAUACAAAUUAUUGGCAAGAAAAUAAAUACUUAUAAAUGCUAAAAUGGAUCUGAA